This is a messenger RNA of Penicillium cataractarum, 4059 nucleotides long. RefSeq lists its product as uncharacterized. Lineage: Eukaryota; Fungi; Ascomycota; Eurotiomycetes; Eurotiales; Aspergillaceae. The record is from RefSeq and is a predicted model, not a curated record. The transcript has 3 exons. Bases 1 to 4059 code for a protein of 1352 amino acids.
AUGCCGCUUCUCCCAUCUACAGACUCGAGUAUUGUUAUGGCAGAGCAGAGCGGCCGCGAUGUGGUAGAUCAGACCCUGUCGGGCGGCGAGCCUUCGCCUUCCGGCGUUCCUGCGAGCAUUAACGAUAAAUCAUCUGCUGGAGGGGACGUGGGGGAGACUCAACAUAUCACAUCGACAUUGACAGCACAAGUAUCGACCGACCCACAACUCAACGAUAAGGCGAGACAAGCGCUUGGUUCUCAAGUGGAGGAGACGGGAAAUGACAAGGAUGCCGGAGGCUCUGCGAUGGUGGGUGCAUACGGUUCGGAGCAUGUUGUGACCAUGGAGCUGAAAAUGGCGCAGGAUUAUUCAAAGCAGGGUACCGGUCUUGUUGCUUCUAGAGCACUGGAACUGAACGGACUUGCAUCGGCAUCCGAUGGCGGGGACGACACAGCUUCACUGGGUGGUUCGGAGUCGGAUGCCAGUCGGACGGAUGGUAGACAUCAUAACCGGACUGGCUCCGUCAAGAAGCCCACUGCUUUCAAGCCCGUGUCUUUUGCUAAGUUUGCGGUUCCCAAGGCCCCGGGAGCUACUGCGGCACCGAAGGUGCCUGAGAAAGUUCCGUCCGCCUCUACCACCCCUCUUGGUACCCCUCAACCCAGUUCAAGACCACGCUUGGUCGCAAAGACCACCGCUGGCAUGCGCGACUCUUUCUCAAAGACCGGUGCAGGUGGUGGAAAGCCUGGGGCGUCAGGGCCGGAUCCUAACCAAGUUUGGAAUAAGAAUCGGCCCGUCCAGCCAACCCCGCCAAAGCACUUGACCGACGAAGAACUGAAACAGCAAUAUGGCAUCCAUAUGACAUCUCGUAUUCAGGAGGAUGGAGGUGGCACAGAGGCGAAAUGGGCAGAUAUUGAUGAUGAUGAGGACGACUGGGCUCCGGAGACCAUCGAGUGGACUGACGGAACGAAGGUUACUCUCACGCAUACCGAUCACCCCGCACCUGCUACAGACCAGGCCUUGGAAGAGUCGAAGGAUGCGGUUCCGCUACCUGAGCAGACUGUCGCUAGAGACCCUAUCAAGAUCGCUGCUCCAAAGCCAACCACGUCCGUGGGACCUAACCCUACAGUACUCAGGCUUGGGGCCAACGCCGAGCGUCAGGCCAAGGCCGCAAGUAUCUCGUCUAAAGGAACAAACGAUCGUGCGCCAUCUGGGUCUACAAGCCCGGCUCCUCCACCAGCUAAAUCACCUUGGGCUCCCCUGCCUCCUGUCGAACGAGUAUCUCCCGUGAAUCCACCGGUCCACGUAUCUCAACAGCCCCGUGGCCCCGGUCCUGUCAGUCACCCGGCUCGAGAUGACGUUCGGCAGGCUCCAUUCCCUCCCCAAGAGAUUGCUGCAGACGACUUCAACCGUACAUGGAGAGAGACUGCACCAGGCGCGCCUCGGGAGCUGUACAACUCCCGUUCUGGUCGAUACGAGCCCGUACAAGACACCCGCAGAGGAUCAUGGCGACAUGAUCAAGGCCCUCGUCCUCCAGCCGUUCUGCAACGUCCCAAUCAGGUAGAGUCGGGCGGUCCCGCGGAGCCAUCUGCCGCAUUCCAGACCCAUCGGUCUAGCCACCAAGAGGGUAUGGGAUGGAACCGACGCCGCACAUCAUCCAAUGUAAGUGGUGGUAGUGGAGGAUUUGGUCGCCGUAUGUCAUUUGGUCGAACGGAUGCACCGCCAAGAUAUAUGGACGGUCGACGGGGAUCCCAGACCAAUGGUAUGGGUGACCCAGCAUUGAUGGGACGUGAAAAUGGACCCCAUGGGGAACCCCACAACGUGGCUGGAUGGAGUGGACAGGCACCGAGGAGUGCAAGCGCUGCCUCAUCAGUAGAGCAACAACAGGCUGCCCCAGUUCCAAUGGCUGAGGCACCGCAGGAAGAUCCAGUGGUGUUGCAAGAGCGAAUCAUGAAAGAUGCACGCGCCCAGGCAAGGCAGCGAAGAUUGGAGCAGGAAGAGAAAGAUAGGCUGGAAAAGGAAGAAAGAAUCAAGAAGAAGCUCGCUGCCUUGGGACCGCCGCCUGAGAAGACCAGGCCACCACCUGAGAAGUCGUUGCCUCAUCGCAAGGAGCCUGCUGAACAGCACAUAAAUACUCCCUCCUCACCUGCUCCAGCAAUCCUCCACUCUCCUCCCAAACCUCCCGUCCCCGAACCCUCUGGCGAACCCAAACAGUACGGUCUCAUGAAAGUUCACCAUCCCGACUCUGUCAAGAAACUUGUCGCCGUGAACGAACGUGAUCGUGCUAGUGAGAAACACCCAGAGAAACCCACUUCACCUCACACUCGUCGUUUACCUCUUUCACCUCGUGACCAGAAACGAGAGCUGGCAACUGCCCCCGCCACUGCCAAACAGCCUUCCCCCGACACGCAUCCCACGGAUGCAAAGGCUGAUGAGCACGGUCCUGACUGGCGUGGAAAUCUGAACGCUCCCAGCUCAUACGCUCCCUGGUCAACCAACCCCAACCUCGCGUCCAAUCCUCCCUCAGUGAAAAACCCUUGGUCUCUCCUGAACAACGACAGAACCCUCGGCAACGGCAUCUUUGACCAAAGUCUUGGUGCCUUCCCAUCCCGAGAAGUUCCUCCUCUUCGAAGCCAGUUCGGUAUUGAUCAGUCUACCAUGCCUCCUCAAACCGUUUCCGGUCCGCAGGAGUCGGCCUCCGUCUCCCCCCUGCCAUCCCCUGAGACCAGACAUGCACGCCCUGGUCAUUUGAACCCCAUCGGCCGCCCUGGCCCGAUUGGCCCUCCUUCCCAGAAGUGGCAACGUGAUGCUCGUGCCAUGGCGUGGAAUCAAUACUCCAGUAUUGCGGAGUAUGACCGCGCAAGACAGGAACAGGCCCGUGAGGCCUUCGAGGCCAACCGGGGUAAGCCCAACCCCUUUAUGACCGGCCUCAAGGAAAGCUGGAAGCCACGCGGUGCUUCAGACGAGACUGCAAAGCAAGCCGUCAUUGACAUCACCCCCGGACCUGUGGACAACACCAAGAACGGUCCUGCUCCCGCCAACCCGCUGACUGACCUGGAUGCCCCUGCGGAUGGUCUUGCGUUCACCGAGAGCCAUGCUCGUCCCAUUGCCAGCAUGCCCGCUCGCAGCUCGCGGUUCUUCCCCCAGGCCAGUGAACAGUCCAAGCGUGCAGCAACUGAGAAGAAUGACUACUGGCGCAGCCCAUCGCCUCCUCCUCCUGAGGAUGAUGGCUGGGGUCAUCCCGUGUACGGUAGCAGCUCUGCUCGGCCUCUGGUUCACCUUCCUAACCCUAAGCCUGUGGUCAAGCUCCCGCCUAAGGCUCCAGCUGCCUCUGCUGCCCUAGCCCCCCCAGCUGCCCCGCCCACCUUUGCCUCGAUGGCUGCUGCCACUACUCCUGCACGUGGUCCGGCUGCCCCUGCGCCAACUGCUAUCUCUUGGCAGGAGAAGAUCGAUGGUCUCCUCGGUAAGAAGACCCCUGUGGAGAAGAAGUCCGCUCUGGCUAUUACCUCCGCCACCAAGGAACCUCUGGAUGUUCCGCUGUCUGCCGCAGCCGUUUCCGUUUCCCUGCCCAACAUCGAGAAUGAUGUGCAGAUUGGCGAUGGCCACCUUGCUGUUCGACAGGUUGAAGAACAGGAUGAGAUCUUCGAAGACCGUGAGCCUGGCUCUCUGCCCAGCGUUCGAGUCCCCAACAUGGCUCCCGUCAACGCUUGGCAAGCCGCCCCUCCACCACCAUCCCGUCAGCGUGUCAGGACUCUCAGACCGAUGCAAGUUCACAGCAUCGAGACCUAUCCCGUUGGAGGUGGCGAGAAGGAUGCCGCUGGCAAUGUUCGUGUUGUUGUUAACCUCCCCGGCGCUGCUCCAGCCAAGACCGUGAACAUGCCCAAGAAAGCUGGCGGUCCUACUACCUCGCGUCCGCAGCAGCAGCAGCAGCAGCAGCAGCAGCGCAGCGGCGCUUCCAACUUCAACAAGUCCCGCAAGGGACCGAAGCCGCGCGAGGCCCCCGGAAGCAACAAUGGCCCCAAGAAGCCAUCCAAUGCCUCCCAGCAGCAGUCUCGCAGUGGAUCGUGGGGCACCAGCACUUAG